AAUUUCAAAUUGUGUACCGUGGUGUAUGAAAUUUUCUGUGUACGCCAAAUUCUGCCGUCAUAUUUAAGGAGAGCACAUAAUAUUUAUAUUAUAUACGACAAGAAUUAACUUAAUGUUGAGUUGAAUGCUCGUGCUAUCAUAACUUGAACUUACUGGUAGGCCCAAGUGCUCAUUUCAGAAACUGAGUUUUAUUAGUAUUUAGAAAUGAUGUUUAAUGAAGAAUGCACAAAAGAUCCGUGAUUGUGAUUCAGUCAACUAACUCUCAUCAGCGAAGGGUUGGAAAACAACAACAAAAAGCGUCAUAGCUCCAGAUUCAAACUGCCAGUCGAAGUAGAAACAUUUUCGGGAAGGAUAAUAGGAACAAAAUGAAUCGUGGCACCGAGGGUCGUGUGUUGCUAGUUGGAGAGGGGAACUUCUCUCUCUCUGCUUCACUUGUGGCUGAUAAUAUAUUGUCUGGUGCCCAGAUGGUCACUUCCUGUCUGUCUUCCCAAGUCUCUGUGCAGGAGGCACAUGAGAAUGCACAAGAAAGCAUUGAAUAUCUGGCAAAGUCAGGUGCAACAGUCCUGUUUGAGGUUGAUGCACGAGAACUUCACAACCAUGAAGUGAUAAGAUUUUUUGAGUUCUCAAGGGUGAUUUUCAACUUUCCACUGGCUGACCGUCAUAACAUUAAGAAAAAUCGUGCACUUCUUUCUGACUUCUUCAGCAGUGUAGUUCAUAUACUUGAUCCUCACAAAGGUCAAGUCAUGGUGACACUAUGUAAGGGUCAAGGUGGCACACCGGCGGACCAGCCAUUAAGGUCAUGGCACAACAGCUGGCAAAUUGUUUCAAUGGCAGCAAAUGCAGGAUUUAUCCUCAGAGAAAUCUGUCCUUUUUCCCAAGAACAGUUUGGAGGUUACAAAAGUGUUGGAUUCAGGUUUCAAGACAAGGGUUUUAACACAAACAGUUCUCUUACUCAUAUCUUUGAAAGAGCGAAGGUGGUAACUGUAGAUGACAUUGGAGCAAAAGAAAGAUGCUAUUUUUCACAGGGUCAUCAGCAGUUUGUUGUUCCUUCAUACAUCAGAGAUAAACUUGACAGAUGGAGUUUAUUGGAACAGCCACACCAUCCUAUGGCCACCCUCCACAAGUAUCUCUCAAGAAAUCUUCAAAUGCUUUGCAUGGUCUCCAUCCUACAGAAAGAUUCUGAUAAGUUGCCCAAAGUCCUUGAGGGAUACAGGUCAUCCUUGAGCAGCAUUGACCCUGGUGCAGUGGAAGAAGUCAGAAUGCAUGGGUGCCUUCAUGAUGAGGAUGUCAUGUCAAAGACAUUGGAGAGAAUUGUAUCUGAUAAGAGCAAGAGCUCUAAAGAUAUGAAAAACAUGCAGAAUCUUGUCUUUGCAAAUUUAUCAGGUUUGGAAGAUAGUUGUGCUGACACUGCCCAGUGUGCAUUUUCCAACCCAGUAGUAACAGAGGAAGAUGAAGGACAUGCAGAAGUCAAAAGUGAAGAUGUUACCAGGAGAGUGUUUACUCAUGGAGUUAGCCAAGACACAGUAAAUGGCAAACCUGCAUCACUGCAGAAUCCAGUUGGAAACUUUCAUGAACACAGCACUGAUGUCACUGCCACUAAACUGAAAGCAUUGUCUUCGUCAGUGUUUGUUGUGUGGAAAGCUGCAAAUUCACAGACCUCCUUAACCAGCGUAGGCUGUGAGAAGGAUACAGCUUCUGAAAGCCCUGUUGUUUUGCAAGGUGCACAAAUCCAGAGCCCAGACGACACUCUGUUUCACUUGCGCUGCUCUCUUCUUGAAAAUCUUCCUCACAUAGCAGCACUUGCUGAAAGCAACAACAAAUCCUGCAGGACUUUCCUGGUCACUGGAUCAGUAUUUAACAAGUGUGCCAUCAGCUCCUUAAGCCUUCCUGUAUCCCAUGAAAUGCUCUUCAUUUCUUUUACAAGUGAUCUCCGAGUAGAUGAUCUUAUAAACCACUACCGAGCUACUUUGAAAGACUUUGUGAAAGAAGACAUUGUAACAGUACAGCAGGAAGAAUGUCAAGUCGGGGUUUGCAAUAAAGGAUUUCUCAGCGAUUUUCUUAUUCUGCAGACAUCAGAAACUUCUACAGUCUUGGGCCAUGUCUUCAAAUACCAACACUUUCAAAAUCCAGGUUCGUUAAAAGGCAAGGAGCAGGAAUUAAAGCUUUUGCAAACUUCUUUGCAAGGAGUUGGAAUGCUGCUUUAUCUAGAGCAAAUUGUCCUAGCUGCUACCAAAAUGCCUGAUGUUCGUCUUCUGUGGUCUGAAGAUCAUCGCUUUCUGAACCAGUUUCAUGAGCCAUCAGACAUAGUUACAAUGAAUAAUUUUAAGCCAUUCAGCUUGUAUCCUGUUCGUUUUGUGCAUGAUGUCAGUUUCUGGGAGAAUCCAGAAAGGAUAUUUGAUGAAACAGACUUCUUUGACAUAAUCAGAGAUGCUGCAGGAGACAUUGUGACAAGUGUAGCUCUCCUAGACAAAUUUAACAAUUUAGAAACUGGCAAAACUAGCCGUUGUUACCGUUUGGUUUUCCAGGCACAUGAUCAGGCACUAUCCUACAUCACCUCUUGGAAACUUCAGUGCAGGAUAAGACUUGAGAUUGCCCAGAAGCUUGGUGUAGAACUUCGUUGAAAGUUUUUUCUUCAACAUUGUCUAAAUGAAAAGCCAUUAUAAGCUUGUCUACAUAGAUGAUUAUAAGUUUCUCUAGAUGUUUAGUGCUGAAAACUUUAGAGAUGUAUAAAGGCAUUGGAACUGUAAAUGAUUUAGCAGAUCAUGACAGUACAAAAUGAACUCAAAAAUAGUCAGCAGAGUAGAAAGAUACCCCACCCAAAAAUAAUCUUGGAGCAAAGUUGUAAUGAUUUUUUCCCCUCACUAGUAAAUAUAUAAAUGACAAGCCUCUCUACUGGCUAUUACAUGAUAUGUAAUCUAUUGUAAGCUAACAUCUAAUAAAAUGCCUAGUUUUAAAGUGA
This is a messenger RNA of Pomacea canaliculata, 2959 nucleotides long. RefSeq names its product ferredoxin-fold anticodon-binding domain-containing protein 1 homolog. The record is from RefSeq and is a predicted model, not a curated record. Gene Ontology annotation, biological process: rRNA base methylation. Gene Ontology annotation, molecular function: rRNA (uridine-N3-)-methyltransferase activity. Bases 366 to 2621 code for a protein of 751 amino acids. NCBI's taxonomy places the organism in Eukaryota, Metazoa, Mollusca, Gastropoda, Architaenioglossa, Ampullariidae. Gene Ontology annotation, cellular component: cytoplasm. The transcript has 7 exons.